AUGGUCUCCAAACGAGAUCGCGAGAUCCUUCGCGAGGAUCUACGUUCCCGCGGCACAAAACUGAGCGUAGCAGAACGCGAGUCCCUCCUUAAGACCUACCUCCCCGAUCCCGCCGAGCUAGGCCAGAAACCAGCAGCACCGGCUGCCAGCGAGCGCAAAGCACCGCGCAAAACACCCAUCCGGACAUUUCUCAAGUCGCAGGCUCACUACCUCACCUACGCUAUCACACAUAUCAUCUUUGGUAUUGUUGUACGUCUAUUGCAGGCAUACCACGCCGUCAUUGAUCGCAUUUUCGCAAUUGUCUAUCACCACCACCGCACCCCCGAGCUGAUUCGGAAAGAUGUGAAGACUCUCAAGCGCUUGCCGCAGCAUCUGAGUACAAUCCUUACGCUACAGAAAGAAGAUGACGCUCUUGCAGUGUUGAUGGAUGAGGUUGCUGAAUUGGCGGCCUGGAGCUCGUGCUCGGGAAUUCCCCAGCUCAGUAUAUACGAGAAGUCUGGUGUCCUGAAAUCUUGCAUCCCCGCCCUCCACCAGAUAAUCACCACCAAACUCGCCUCCUACUACGGCACCCCCAGUCACCAACCAAAUCUCCAACUCUACGCCCCUCACCACCCAGUCCACCGCAGUGCACCCAUCACACCAAAUCCAACCCUAACAAUCCUCCUCCUCUCUUCAACGGACGGCCGCGAAACACUUGUCGACCUAACCAAGACCCUUGCGGAGAUGAGCCAAAAUGGCAAGCUUUCGCCGGAAGAUAUCACGCCGGAGCUAGUUGAUGCGGAGAUCAGCGAAAUUACUACGCGGCCACUGGUUAUGGAUCCCACAUUGCCGGAUACGGUACUCAAACCUGAACCAGAUCUGUUACUUGUUUUUGGUCCGUACCUUAAGCUGGAUGGGUAUCCGCCGUGGCAGUUGAGGUUGACGGAGAUGUAUUGUACUGGUGGGCGCAGUCAUGGAAUUAGUGGGGAUGGGGAGGCAGUUGAGUAUCAGGGAUACAUGCGUGGUCUUUGGCAUUUUGCUGGGGCUCAAAUGAGGUUUGGUAGGUAG
Molecule: messenger RNA, 1047 nt
Organism: Penicillium vulpinum
Lineage: Eukaryota; Fungi; Ascomycota; Eurotiomycetes; Eurotiales; Aspergillaceae
Product: ditrans,polycis-polyprenyl diphosphate synthase
Exons: 2
Coding region: 1-1047 (348 amino acids)
Cellular component (GO): dehydrodolichyl diphosphate synthase complex; endoplasmic reticulum membrane
Molecular function (GO): ditrans,polycis-polyprenyl diphosphate synthase [(2E,6E)-farnesyl diphosphate specific] activity
Source: RefSeq, a predicted model, not a curated record